AUGGACGAUCCUCUUGUUAGACUUUUUCGGUCGGAAUCCAAUGGUGGCUACAGUUUUUGUUUUGCCGCCUGUUUCAUUUUUGACUCUGAUUGCAGCUUAUCUCGUUCUGAUGAUUGGUUACACGAUGAUCAGCAUUAUUGCAUUUGCAAUAGUGUUCACUAUUUCCUUCGUUCUUGUCACGCUGCUGUUUACUCCUCUGAUAAUUUUGGGAUCUGCUGUAAUUCUGUCUUUUUCGUUGUUCUUGUUCACUGGUUACGCAACAACUACCUUCGCCUUCCCUUAUUUCAGGAGGGUCUUUACAAUAGUCGCAGAUCGGAUUCCACCCUCGGUUGGGGUUUCUGA
Messenger RNA from Kuraishia capsulata CBS 1993, 342 nucleotides. RefSeq lists its product as uncharacterized. Bases 1 to 342 code for a protein of 113 amino acids. Lineage: Eukaryota; Fungi; Ascomycota; Pichiomycetes; Pichiales; Pichiaceae. The transcript has 3 exons. The record is from RefSeq and is a predicted model, not a curated record.